Messenger RNA from Hyaloscypha bicolor E, 1149 nucleotides. RefSeq lists its product as uncharacterized. Lineage: Eukaryota; Fungi; Ascomycota; Leotiomycetes; Helotiales; Hyaloscyphaceae. Bases 61 to 768 code for a protein of 235 amino acids. The record is from RefSeq and is a predicted model, not a curated record. Gene Ontology annotation, biological process: mRNA splicing, via spliceosome. Gene Ontology annotation, cellular component: spliceosomal complex; U4/U6 x U5 tri-snRNP complex. The transcript is spliced from 2 exons.
GGAACAUCCACCCUCACCAUCCAUUCCACCACAAACAACGAAAAACCAGAAUCCGCAGCCAUGUCUUCAAAGAAGGGUGCCUAUGAGAAUGCAGCAUCCGACACCGACUUCCGCAAAAAAUACGACCGUGCCGAAUACGCCCAAAAGGCAGCUGAUCGCGAAGCAAAAGAAAAAGAAGAAUCCAAGCUCCGCUACGAAGCCAAGCUCGCGGGCAAGAAAUACUACGCCCCCUUGACCGGCGACGAAGUGCUCACGCAAGCACGAGCAUCACGGCUCGAUGUCUCCUCCAAUGUCGGCAAGGUGGUGCUCAUGCCCGCGGGCGCAGCGACGGGCAAGAGAGGCAGAGGCGCGGGAUUCUACUGUGCGGAUUGUGACUUAACGUUUAAGGAUAAUCUGCAGUGGGUCGAGCAUGAGAAUUCCAUGCAGCAUUUACGGGCGAUUGGGCAGACGGGAGAGGUGAAGAGGGCCACGGUCGAGGAGGUACAUGAUAGGAUUAGGUUGCUGUGGGAGAGGAUGGAAGAGGAGAGGAAGGGGGAUGUUAAGACGCUUGGGGAGAGGCUGGAGGUUAGGAGGGAGGAGGAGGAGAAGGAGAGGGAACUGAGGAGGGAGAAGAGGAGAGAGCUUGUGGAGAAGAAAAAGCGGGAGAGGGAGGAAGAGGCCAAAGUCAAGAAAGAAUAUGGAGAAGACGUCAGGAUUGAGGGCGAGCAUGAUGAGGAUGAUAUGAUGGCUAGUAUGGGCAUCACGGGAUUUGGGUCUUCGAAAAAGUGAGACGCCGGUCCUCUACAUCGAUCAUGGAUGGCGUUUGGGGCUGGAAAUGGUUUCCCAAAGACCAAUAAUUUGAUUGUCCUCGAUUUCAGAUUGGCAACAGAAAUGGAGUUAUGUGUGGUAGAUGGACUGGGCAUGGAAUCUUGGCGUCUGCAUGGGGAUGGGCAUACAGAACCCGCCCUUGUACCAUCAAAACGAUAUUCGCAUGGCGCCACAGGAAAUGGCGCUACAGGAAAGGGCGAAAGGCCUAGAAAUGAGAAGACAUUCUGGGACCACCCAAAGAUUACACAACCUCUGGUCUACAAAGUGAGGAACCCUUUCUUAGAAAAACAUCGAACAGGCUCUCAUUCCGCGCAAAUAUUGCGCAACUGCUAAGAAGCAUUA